Messenger RNA from Pygoscelis adeliae (Adelie penguin), 6456 nucleotides. It is a transcript of the gene PIK3R3, whose product is annotated as phosphoinositide-3-kinase, regulatory subunit 3 (gamma). Gene Ontology annotation, biological process: insulin receptor signaling pathway; phosphatidylinositol phosphate biosynthetic process. Bases 69 to 1460 code for a protein of 463 amino acids. The transcript has 10 exons. Lineage: Eukaryota; Metazoa; Chordata; Aves; Sphenisciformes; Spheniscidae. The record is from RefSeq and is a predicted model, not a curated record. Gene Ontology annotation, cellular component: phosphatidylinositol 3-kinase complex. Gene Ontology annotation, molecular function: 1-phosphatidylinositol-3-kinase regulator activity.
CCCCCCCCUCCAUUAAAAGCCGAGAAAGCCAAUCUUAUUUAUAAACCUGCCGGGACUUGACUGUCGCGAUGUACAAUACGGUGUGGGAUAUGGACCGCGAUGACACGGACUGGAGGGAAGUGAUGAUGCCCUAUUCCACUGAGCUGAUAUUUUACAUUGAAAUGGACCCUCCAGCUCUUCCUCCAAAGCCCCCCAAACCAAUGACUCCAGUCAAUACGAAUGGAAUAAAGGACAAUUCCAGUUUCUCUCUGCAGGAAGCGGAGUGGUACUGGGGGGACAUCUCAAGGGAAGAAGUAAAUGACAAAUUACGAGACAUGCCAGAUGGAACAUUCCUGGUGCGUGAUGCAUCAACCAAGAUGCAGGGAGACUACACUCUGACAUUACGGAAGGGUGGCAACAAUAAACUGAUAAAGAUCUAUCAUCGGGAUGGAAAAUACGGCUUUUCUGAUCCACUGACAUUUAAUUCAGUUGUGGAACUGAUUAACCACUACCGCAAUGAGUCUCUGGCUCAGUAUAACCCGAAGCUUGAUGUGAAGUUGAUGUAUCCAGUGUCCCGGUACCAGCAGGAUCAGUUGGUGAAAGAAGAUAAUAUAGAUGCAGUAGGUAAAAAGCUUCAAGAAUACCAUGCUCAAUAUCAGGAAAAGAGUAAAGAGUACGACAAAUUGUAUGAAGAAUAUACCAGAACAUCACAGGAAAUUCAGAUGAAGAGGACCGCAAUUGAAGCAUUUAAUGAAACUAUUAAGAUAUUUGAGGAACAGUGCCACUCACAAGAGCGAUACAGCAAAGAAUACAUUGAGCGAUUUCGCAGGGAGGGGAAUGACAAAGAAAUUGAACGGAUAAUGAUGAACUAUGAAAAAUUAAAAUCACGCCUGGGUGAGAUCCAUGAUAGUAAAAUGCGCCUGGAACAAGAUUUGAAGAAACAAGCUCUGGACAACAGGGAGACUGAUAAGAAAAUGAAUAGUAUCAAGCCUGACCUAAUUCAGCUCCGCAAAAUCAGAGAUCAGUAUCUUGUAUGGCUCAAUCACAAAGGGGUGAGACAGAAGCGAAUAAACGACUGGCUGGGGAUCAAAAAUGAAAAUAUUGAUGACACGUACUUUGUGAAUGAAGAAGAUGAAAACCUGCCACAUCAUGAUGAGAAAACUUGGUUUGUUGGGGAUCUCAACCGUAUCCAAGCAGAAGACUUGCUCUGUGGGAAACCUGAUGGAGCAUUUUUAAUUCGAGAGAGUAGCAAGAAAGGAUGUUAUGCUUGUUCUGUGGUAGCUGAUGGAGAAGUGAAACACUGUGUGAUCUACAGCACUCCAAGAGGUUACGGGUUUGCAGAACCGUAUAACCUGUACAGCACACUUAAAGAUUUGGUUCUUCAUUACCAGCAGACAUCCCUUGUCCAACACAACGAUUCCCUAAAUGUCAGGCUUGCCUAUCCUGUCUACGCACAGAUGCCCCCCUCUCUCUGCAGAUAAAUUUUGGGGAGGAGGAAAGCGUUGGCUAUCUUGGAUUCUUUUCUACAAUUUUUAUUAGAACUUGGAGGGCAUUCUUUCUCCUUAGACUGCUUGUUUUGCACAAGAAGUGAUUCUGUGAAUGUGAAUCAAAAAGAGGCCUAGCAGCAACAAGACGACAACUUGGGUGUAGGUGUCCUGGUGCUACCUUAAAAGCUCAGCUGUGCUUUUACACUGAUACUUUUGUUUCCUUAUGAGGGGAAUAAACUCAACACAAUGCAUACAAAAAUACUGGAAGCAAAACAUCGUUUUAUGGAGAUAAUUUUUUGCCAGGCACCUUCAGUGGAACUUCUAAUUGGAUUUAGUUUUCUCUUGUUCUUGUAGAGACAAUUUGAAGCCUCUGUUUGAGGCAUCAGUAAUGUCUUUCAGUCUUAAACUCCCAAGAAACUAGGGGGGCAACUCUACCACAGCAAUUCUUCUCUGUUAAUUUUAGCAGCUUCACUGCGAUUCAGCCGAACUUCCAAAAGAGGGCUUGUCUUGAGGUAGCAUGGAAUUUGGUGAGAGAAGACCAAAGGAAUUAUGGGAAAGCUUCAGGUUUUUAUUUAAAUGGAAAAAUGCUUGUAAAGAAAAGUUGCUUUAUUUUUUUUGCCAACAGUAACAAAGUUUUGGUUUCAAUGGCACUACAGGUCUUCACUUAAAGGAAACAUUUAUAACCAAAUUGAACACACCAAAACUUUGUUCGUUGCUAGAUUGAGCACUUACGGGGAAGGUUGCAUUAGCAUCCGCACAUUUUUUCUACACCAAAACUUGAAACAAAUAAAAGGAAAAGCUAAACAUUGUGUGGCUUCAAAACACUAAAUUUGUCUGAUCUGAUGUAAUUGCUCGCUCUCCUCUUUCUUCACCCACCACCCCCCCCCACUUCCUCCCAUUCCUCAGCUUGGGAUUCUGUUUUCAGUUUUUAAUGAUACUGUGCUUCAGAAUGUAAACUAGAAUGAAGCUUGCACUCACCUGUUGCAGUUCUCUUGCUGAACAAUGACAGACUCUUGUAAUGCUUGAUUUUGGUAUAGAAGAGGUAGGUGCAAUCAAAUGCUUCUGGAUGGCUUAUUGUACCAAAUUCUUUCAUGAGGUGUAGUCAUUUCCAGUUGUAUAGAAGUGAGCAUGCUAAUUAUAGAUCUCCUCUGAUUUGUUCUUUGCAAGCUAGGUUCUGAACUCUCACACCACUGCAGCCAAGCAAGAUUUUACACUGGUGUAAUCUAAAUUCCCUUGUAGUUAUUUUUUGGACGUGAUGCAAAACACAGGUAAGAGAGCCAUACUCCUCAGUUAUUGGAUGUCUGGUACCAUCCUUUGGCAAGUGCUGCUGUCAAAUACUGGAGUGGGUAGUCCUGGGCUUCGUCAAGUAUAGCAAUCAUCCAAUAAAUCCUCUCCCUGGAAAGUAUACAAAGCAGCUUAUUUCCAUUCCUUAAGCUUCUAAAAUGAAAAAGAGCUAAAUUUGGCAAACUCAACCACUUGGCAUCAAAGCACUGGCAAAGUAAUUGUUCAGUGUGCAACCUUGAAAGUUACUUUUGUUCCUAUUACUGGAAGCAGUUCCCUUGCAAUGCACCCAUUGUGCAGGACAGGAAGCAGACAGUCAUGCAGGUCUGAGAAUGCGCUAGACCCGUUUCUGACCCUGGGGCUUAUUUCCUGUUCAAAUGGGUUUUUUCUGUAAUGCCUGGGCAGUAGUGCCAGGCUUGUUGCUGUUUGUUUACACUAGAAGUAUUAUUUUGCUGAAUGUCAUGAAUUUGCAAGCAGGGAAAUGACAAGGCUGGAGCACUGACAGCCGUUGCAGGAAGGGUAGUCUGGUUGCCUGGCAUGCCUGUGAGAUGUUUUAUUUUGCACUAAUGACCCUGACGCAUCCUAGGCGCUUUCUAAUCAGCCAGAGCGCAACCUUCAGGCAAAGAUUUCUGUAGAUGCCACUUUUCUAAUUAUAUGAAACGCUACAAAAUUUAACCAAAACUGGGUGAGAGGAGAAGAAAAUUCAUGCAAGUUGCUAUGUCAAAGUGACCUGCAUCUGCUCAUGUGUCCCUUCUCUCCCACUUCCCUAAGAAAAGGAAAAAUGAGAUGUAGCCCUUGCUCUUAGUGGAAAAUCUGGAAUGGAUUCCUCAGUAGUAUACGGACAUAGAAAUUUUUCUUUUUAAGGAAAUUUCUUCUUUUUGAAGAAACUUGCCCUACCUCUUGGAUAAUUUGCAGUUCUAAUCUGGUAGCUGUAAAGCUGUCAUUCUCACACCUGUUGUGCAUCUAGUGUUCCCUUGGUGCUGGGCUGAGUCCAAAUGCCCGAUGAGGGAAAUCAGUUCAAAGGUACAAAUGAUAGCCAGGUGCCUCAUGCCUGUGGAAAAACCUGUGCGAGAGGAGUGUCUGAUUGUUUUCUCUGCCUUUGUGAUCUCGCUGGGCUCUCCUCUUACAAUGUUAACGUUUGAGGCUGACGGGCAUGUAUUUCUGAUCCCUGUUUUUGUUACAGGGACAACCUGGCUGAAGUGUUUCACAUCUGCCCCACUUUUAGAUAGGGCUCAGUUUUGUUUUAAACAAGCGCAGGUCUGCUUUCAGGCUCAUAAAUCCUGGCACACCCUCGCAGUACUGACAGCAGUGGGAUGGCAGAGCGGGACUGUCUGAAGUUUCCCUGUAGUGGAAUCUGACUGAUCCUGUGAGGUCUUAGUCCAGGCUCUGGCCCUGGCUCUGCCAAGGUAAAUACAGUGUAAUUCCAUUGGCGUCCGUGAAGGUAGCUUGGCUUUAUAGUGGUGUGAGUGAGUUGGGAUUCUGGACCCUUGCUCUCCGAGAUCUCCUUGCUGGUCACAGGUGAUGCAUUUGCUGCAAAUGAUGGACUCGGAGCCAAUAAGCCAUCUUGAAGCAUUCUUUGAAAUUCUGUUUUGCCCAAACCUUCAGAUCAGGGCUGUGGGCAGACUAAGCCCGCAUUCCUUGUAUUUGGCUCUGCUGUCCUCAGCAGUCUCUCUGAGGCUGUGUUUUGCCGCUGUAUCUCUGUGUUUGGUUUAGGCACCUGAAGUCCCAGCUCCUACGACUGCUCCCCUUGACUCUCACGUGCCAUUGCACAGAUUCUUUCUGCAUCCGUUUUGCACUUGUAGGGCAAAUGAAAAUGGGUAUAAAACCAACUGACACGUGUAGCUGGUGUGAUCCACAGGGCAAGGGCUUGGUCCUGCUGUGCUCGGCCUAAUUCUGUUUGCUCAGUAGUGUUAGACCUGUGAGAAAACCCACAGCUUCCAGGAGCUGUUCUACACUUGCAUGACUGAGAAAUCAGAAAUGGGCCUGUGCGGUGCAGGAUUACACCCUGGUAUGAAAAGCAGCUGUUAAGCCUAAAACAAAUACAGGAAAUGUGAACAUAAAGGCAAAACAAAGGAACUCAAGUUCUUUUAAAACAGUAAGAUGUGAGAAGGUUUUGGCUUCAAGAGUCAAAAUGUCAGGUGGAAAGGGGGAAAUAAUCUCACUGUUGUAGGAGCUGUCUGUUAGCGGACCGCAGUUAGAGGAGGACUGAUCUCAUUGACCCACGUUGUAUUAAAUAUAUAUGUAGACUUAAAUAAAAACUUUUGCACAGUGUUAAAUGGGGGGGGGGAUGUUGAAACUCAAAUAUGCACAGUUUCUUCUAAUCUGUUUUGAAGUAUAUUUGCAGGGAUCAGGGGUGAUUCAGUAUUUUGUAUUCGUAUGGAUGGAAAUCAGGUCUACUUCCACAGUUGCCAUUGGCCCCAUUGUAUCAGCCGUGAGUGCCAUGUUUUUUAAGUUAGUAAGUUAUAAAUCUUUUCCCACUAGUUUCUUUAUUGAUUACAAGUAAUAUUAGCAUGGGAAGAACCAACCUAGAAACAGAGGGAUGUCCUGACAGACGUUUCACUAGUAUGUGAAGCAUUAAUAUGUGACUGUCCACCUUCUGAUAUUGGAGUGCUCUAGAUUUGGGGGUUGUAUUUUGUUUUUUUUAAUUCUCAUCAGCAGUGGAUUGGGUCACUGCUUUGCACUGUUGGUAGUUGCAAUCUAGAGUUAUAUCCAGUACAGCCCUCUGUCUUAUGCCAAAAAUAAAAUGCUCUUUCCACACUCAUCUCUCUUGAUGUGGCAGAUGGUCAAGAAGUUUUCCAUUUAAUGUGAUGGGCCUGAUUCUUUUCUUGCUGACACUAGUGUAAGCAAGACUUCCACAACCGAAAGCCAUUCCCAGGAAAAGAGCUUGUAUUUAACCAUACCUGAAUUCUAGUCACAGUGGGGCAAAAAUGAAAGUUUGUCCUUCGCAAAGCCAGGCAACUGUAAUGGGGACUGUGGAAAUGAAUGUUGACACUUAGUGCUGUUCUGGGGAGGACAGGGGAAGGAGGAGCGUCUCGGUUGCCUCAAAUCCUGGGCUCUCUGCAGGCUUGGGUGGCACCGUGUCCGCAACUGAACGCUGUGGCUGUUUAAAACAGCAGAAUUGCUAUAGGAGUGUCACACCUUCAGUUUGGAAAAGCCCCUUAUUUGGUACUUGAACAAUCUCGCUUCUGUUUUUGAAUGUCUGUUUAUUUUUUAUUUUUGUUACACUAACAGGGAAUAAAAAUCUGAAAUGUUAGUGAGUCUUGUAUGCUUGCUGCAUUGUGCAGACAUGAAACAGGUACUGUUUGUGGAUCAGGAGGCGUAAGAGACAGGUUCAAAAUGCAGUUUUACAAAGCACUAUGAUGGGUUGGGGGUGGUUUUGUUUAGAUCAUGUUUAAAAUCAGAUUUUCUUACAUGUACUUUCCUUAUAUUGAUUUGCAACCUCUGCUUUCGGAACAGCAAAAUCAAAAUGUUCCCAUAGAACAAAGAUACUCGGGAGGCGGGGGGGAGGAUUAGGCUUGAUCAAAUUCAGUGUUCAAAGCAAAUAGCUUUAAUGAAGAGGAAGGGUCGGCAUCUUAAAGCGUCCCUUUGGUUGUAGUUCAGUGAGGCAGUAGACAGACCAUGAAGUAGGACCUCCGCCUUGAACCGCGAAAGAAAGAGGAGGUGCCAGAGCAGACCCUUCCCUUUGGAAUACAGCUGCACUCUCCUUAAA